GAGUACCAAAGAAAUAAUAACAAAGAAAAAACCUCAGAACUUAUCUCUAACCCAUUGGUUGAAGAAACUAUAUCAGCUUCUUUAUCCUCAACUCAAGGAAUGUGUAUAGAUAAACACCCUAAAAACUCUACUACAGAAGAGCAACAAGACAUUUCCAGGACUAAUGAAAAUAAUAGCACUCAUGGCAGUGUAUUAAAAAGAACAGAGGAUAUGAUUCCAAAUACUGAAAAUUCAAACAAGAGAAAAAAUUUGGAAACUCAGAAUGUGGACUUAACAAGCAAUUCUACUUCUAACAAAGAAACAGCACAAGAAGUAACUUCUUCCAUAGUUAUUAUCGAUAACAAUAACUAUGAACUGCAAGAACUUAACCAUUCAGAAGAAGAAUACAUAACUGCUACAAAUAAAAGAAAAAAAGAUAAAAAGAAAGUAUCUGCACAAAAACAAGAAGAAACUAGAACUGCUUUUUACAAGAAAAAAACUCGUAAUGAGAGCCAAAGUAUGCAGAUCUAA
Scutellospora calospora is the source of this 510-nucleotide messenger RNA. The record is from the annotation of a GenBank genome assembly. NCBI's taxonomy places the organism in Eukaryota, Fungi, Glomeromycota, Glomeromycetes, Diversisporales, Gigasporaceae.